Scheffersomyces stipitis CBS 6054 is the source of this 2100-nucleotide messenger RNA. It is a transcript of the gene TFC1, whose product is annotated as transcription factor TFIIIC subunit. Lineage: Eukaryota; Fungi; Ascomycota; Pichiomycetes; Serinales; Debaryomycetaceae. Gene Ontology annotation, cellular component: transcription factor TFIIIC complex. The transcript is spliced from 2 exons. Gene Ontology annotation, biological process: transcription initiation at RNA polymerase III promoter. The record is from RefSeq and is a predicted model, not a curated record. Bases 367 to 2100 code for a protein of 577 amino acids.
AAUGUAGAAGUUUGUACUUAGAAUGGGUUAGAAUGGGUAAGUCUAUAGAGAAUCUUCAUGGUGCACGGCUACAAUAUUGCCAGAGAAACGUCCACAAUAAAAGAAAGCAACACUAAGAUUAUCAAUCCCAAUUCUAUUCUAACGAGACGUAUUCUUCUGAGGUUCGUUGUCUACUUCCAAUUGCCGUAUCACACUUGUCUUUCGCUUUCUCAUUCUCUGCUAUUUCUCUAUUGCUGUCUCUUUCGCACCCAAUCUUUCAGAUUCGCACCCACGCGAAACAACAAAUAAUAAUAAUAUUGAAAAUUCCACAACAUAAAUAAAUCCAUUAGCUGGACAACAUCAGCAUCAACAGCAUCAACAAACAACAUGUCUCAUGAAAAACUAGCGGAGAAACACUCUAUGGAUAUACCGCACGUGACGGCCGUAGAACUCCCCCUUGUAGUGCGCAAUGUAGAUAAAGCAAUCGCCAUGAUAGGUGGAAAGCGUCACAUCUCCGAAGUCAUCAACAGUCCAGACAAACUGUCCAACCUCAACAACCACACCACUGUGGAAAACACGCUCGAGCUCCGGUUGCGAAAUGACCCGUUCCACCACCCUGUCCAAUCGCUGUACAAUACUAGCGAGAAGAUCUUGCUCAAGGUGUCAGUGCCAAAGAAGGCGCUUCCCCCAGACUACGCUUCCAAUCCAGACAAGUACUCUGUACAACAGCUAGUAGAAAUCAACAAUAACAACAAGCAAACCCCAAAACACCGCGUAAAUCCAGUAGCCAUCAUCGACAAAACUUAUCUGUUUAAGUCUAUUGCCGAUUUCCAGAUCUCAACCAAGCACAAUGAAACUGUCCAGGAGUUCAACAAAAGCAUACUUAACUCAAACCAGUAUCAGACAGUGAAAAGCUACUUUGACAAACACAAUUCGUUCACAGGCAUUUCAGACUACAAGGACUCGGGUCUGUACUCCCUUAAUAUUGACCACCAGUUGCCUCCUCCACCGAUUUUAUCACCUAUUAGAUUUCCAUUCGAUUACAGGUACCAGAAGAAUCCGUUCACCACAGCAGUUAAGGAUGCGAAGUCAGGCGAAGUCAAGAUGCUCUCGACAAAAGGCUCGGUCAAGUUGUAUACGAAAAUGAUAGACUACAACACUAACGAGGUUCCACAGCUGCCGGCCCUGGAACUCGUAGACAAUCUAGACCUGUUAGUUAAGAGGCAGCUUUCAGUUAAUAGCUCAGAAUACUCGCUUCUCCAGUGUAUCCAGUGGUUGAAGAGCAUAUUUGAGAUAAAGCCCAUCUGGCUCCGGAAGCAAUUGGAAGAUAUCGCGUCUGACGAUUUGCGUAGAUUCAUCAAACAGGCUCUCCCGUAUGUAACGUAUAUCUACAAGUCGGGUCCGUGGCGAUUCUGUAACGUCAAGUUUGGAGUUGAUCCGAAGAGCAGCACCUCAUACUGGAUCUACCAGAGCGAGUACUUCCGGAUCCCUGGGUUGAAGUUUGUGAGGUCCAAGCUAGCUUCGCGUAGAGUAGUACCCAACACGGUCGUAGAAUCCAACAAACACGCCAAAAAGGGUCUGAAUGCUGUUGAAGUCGAAGUGUCCGAGUUUCUCUUCUUCAACGGUGUUACUUUGCCAUCUACUGUAACAUACCAAAUAGGCGAUAUACUAGACUUGGACAUUACCACCAUCGUUGAAGACCACCAGAAGUACUUUGGAAGCUCCUUUUUGCGUGAAACUCCUGAUUUCCAGGACGGUUGGAUCAACAGACAGACAAUGGAGGUGAUUCGCAGAAUUAUCCGCUACAAACUUAACAGAAUCGUCAAGGAAGAACCAAUAGACCAGAAUAAAAUCUACAAGAUAAUGAACGCAGAUUAUGUCCUGAAUGAUGAGCAUAUGGAGCCAGACGACGACGAUACAACUGCAGUGAAAAUAGAAGAAGACUUGGACACAGGAGAAGAAGAUCAGGACCAAGAAGAGGUAAAAGAUGAAAAUGGAGAGACGGAAGAAGACGAGGCCAGCUUGAUGAACAAACUCAACCAUUUGAACCAGGAGUCUUCCAGUGGACUAGCGGAACUUGUAGGCUUUAUCAAGCAAGACUCGAUAGAGAAGGAGCCUUAA